UUCAGUUAAUAACUGGAACCAGAGUUUAAUUGCUCAAGAAUGUAUAUAUUGCUUGAAUAGAGAUUAAUCAAAAGAGACGUGAUAAAAUGUGUACUGCGGUUCAAAACAGCGCGGCGUUCUCUAUAAAAUAAAGAGCUGCUUGUUGACUCAGUCACCUUGCAUUAAACAUGCCUGCAUUAAAUAAUUGAAAAACGCUAUCGGCUGUCUCAAUCCUUUUACUUUCGAUGCACGUUCAGCGACGAGACUCAUCAGUCACGCCGUUAUCCAUCAUUAAUCAUAACGAUAAGCAAACCACAAGCCCAAAAACACACACACCACACGCGCGCGCACACAACAGUUUACCAGCCCCUGUGAAAAGUUUGUGAAAGUGGCCUGACGUCACACUCCCACAAUGCUCGCGCGCCCCAUAACUCUGCUGCUGCAGCCUGAGGAGCGCGAGACACUCAGGCCCCGAAAAAAGAAAAAUUAGAGAAAAAAAUUGGAAAAAAUAAUAAAACAACAGAUCAAGAGGAGAAAGACCGGGAACGGUGGCGUGGGGCUCCCACGGGUGAAGAUAAUGAUGAGCAGUAUUGUCACCCACUCAGCCCCAGUCAUGGCAGGUGGGACUGGAUGAGAGCGUGAAAGAUAGCAGACAAUUUUGGAGCCUGCAUCCCUUAAACGUCGGCGCUAUAUCGAACCAGAGCCUGGAAGGCAAGGCAGCCACGGCCGAGUUUCAAUGGCAACGGCACCCUAGGGCUGCCAUGGCAGCAGCUGCCGCCGAUGCCUCACAUCAUAUUGCCACACUGACGCUGGAGGACGAGGAACGACGAGGCGCCACCAAAGUGUUUGGAGGUCCCGCUGCAGGGAGGACGGAAAGAGAGACAGAGAACGAGAAAGAGAGGGAGCGGGAAGGGAGAGGCAGUGGGAACGAGUGUUUGGUGUGCGGUGCCCUCUUCAGCUCACAGGACAAGCUCCGGCUCCACGCGUUCUGUCACACAGGAGAGAAACCUUUCCACUGUUCCCAGCCCCAUUGCCCUAAGGCUUUCAGCUCCAAAUAUAAGCUCUUUAGGCAUAUGGCCACACACUCCCCACAGAAAACUCAUCAGUGCUCAUUCUGUGAAAAGAUGUUUCACCGCAAAGAUCACCUGAAAAACCAUCUGCAGACUCACGACCCCAACAAAGAGGCCUUUAAGUGCGAGGAGUGUGGCAAACACUAUAAUACAAAGCUGGGUUACAAGCGCCACAUGGCCAUGCACUCAGCCACCGCCGGUGAUCUUACCUGUAAGGUGUGCUUGCAAAGCUAUGAGAGCACGCCUGCACUCUUGGAGCACCUCAAGAGCCACUCAGGCAAGUCUUCAGGUGGUGCCAAGGAGAAGAAACACCCCUGUGACCACUGCGAUCGUCGCUUUUACACACGAAAGGAUGUUCGCCGACAUAUGGUGGUUCACACGGGACGCAAAGACUUCCUGUGCCAGUACUGUGCCCAACGUUUCGGGCGGAAGGACCAUCUGACGCGGCAUGUCAAGAAGAGCCACUCGCAGGAGUUGCUGAAGAUCAAGACAGAGUCUCCGGAUAUGUUGGGUUUACUUGGGUCUGGUUCUCCACCUUGUGCUGUGAAAGAAGAAAUAAGUCCUAUGAUGUGUAGCAUGGGACCUACCAAGGACUCGAUGAUGGCAAAGCCUUUCCAUGGUGCCACCCCUUUUCCCAUGGGCAUGUACAACCCUCAUCAUCUCCAGGCCAUGUCCAAUCCUGGUGUGGGCCACCAUCACUCACUGGUUCCAGGGUCUUUAUCCACUGCCAUGGGGAUGGGUUGCCAUAUGGAUCCCCCAUCAUCACUGCACCACCAUCACCCACAUCAUCAUCAUCACCACCACCAUCACCACCCUCACCAUCAUCACCACUCCCCACCUUCACACCAGCAGCAGCCUUCCCUGCAAAACCACCAACAGCAGCACCCUCAGCCACCGCCCAAGUACCAGCUCGGAUCUACCUCAUACCUGCUGGAGAAGCCCCUGAAGGUGGAGAUGGAGAGUUUCUUGAUGGAUCUACAGAGUGGGCUCCCAGUUCCUCCGCCGCCCUCAGCCGACCCCCACUCAGCAGCUUCACCCAAUAAGGAGGGUAUGGAACCUCCGGCGGGACUGUCGGAUGACCUUUGCGGGGACCCCCUCAUGUCCAAGAGCCCCACUGUGAUUGCUGAGUCUUUGUGUGCUGCUAACAUGGACUUUUCUCAUCUGCUGGGCUUUGUUCCACUCAGUCUGCAAACCUACGGUGCCCCCAUGAGUUCAGGAGGACUGGUCAUGGGUUACUCCACAUCCUCCACCAUUUCUUCCUCUUCUUCCUCAUCGUCAUCAACAUCUUCGCAUGCUGCUGAACCACACGCUGCCACAGCCACAGCUACAGUGCCUCUUACCUCUUUGCAACCUCAACCUCAGGAGCAACCAGGCUCCGGUGGGGGUCUUGGUCUUGGGUCUCUGCACCCACUCCCACCAGUGUUCAGCUCUAGCCUCAGUACGACCACUCUGCCUCGCUUUCACCAGGCCUUUCAAUGAGGUCCCACCCCAACCUGACCUGCCACAGGGGCUCAGGGCAGAGAAGCAUUAGUGCUCCCCCUAGGGGUGGGGAGGUAGAACACUUGAACACAUAGAAGCCUUAACAAAAGCGCACAACAGCUUUUUAAUGAGCCUGGAAGUAAACAAGCAUAUGAAAUAUCAUGGAGCUUUUAUUUAGGCUGUCUGAAUAUUAGCUAUGAUUUUUUUUAAUACCCUUUUGAACCUCUCCCACCAUCCCCUCCUACAAUUUUGUAGUUAGACAGCAGCAUCAGUAGGCCGUAAGGCAUGGUACUGCAUACUUUAUAAAGUAAUAAUAUUAGUAGAAAAAGGAAAAGAUUAAUGUAGAAAAGAUAAUCUGUCUUUGAGACUCUGAAAGACUAGUUUGAAGUGAUAUAUGAAUUUUGUUUUCUUUUCCAAAUGUGAGGCCUGACUUUGCUAUAUUGUCUCUAUUCUAUUAAGCAUAAAAGUCAGGUAAUAGUUGGUUGCCCUUAAACUAAAACCGUCUUCAUGGCCAGGGGUGGAAGAAUUAGUGAAGGAAUGAAGGAGUGAAAUUGGUUAUUCCAAAUUUAGUUGUUUUUUAGUUUAUAUCUGACUCAAUCAAGUCAUUAUUAUUACAGAUUCACAUAUGAAUUUCAAAAGCAGUUUAAAAACAAAUACUGUGUACCUAAUUAGAUGAAAAUAUCAUCUAAAAUGUGUUCUUCCAGCAUUUUUGUGUAUACAAAUUUACACUUGUUGGAAUGGUCAUUAACUAGUUUUUAUGUGAGAGAAGCAGAGGGACUGAAAAUAGAAAGGAUAAGAGGGUAAAAAAAAACUGCACAAUUUGUUCAUUUGGUACAAUGUGAUCACUGACAGAACUAAAGCAAAAGAAAUUUUACGUUAUCUUACAGGUUUACAAUUUUUCUCAAAAAAAGCACUUUGUUUACAGCAGAAGGCACUUGACCUCUUUGGGUUGCCAAGGUGACCCACUGAAAUCCCCUCCCUUUCCCCACUCUACCUUCACACUUCCUGAAAAGAGACACACACACACACACACACACACACACACACAGUUCAAACAACCCAAGUACCUUUGAAUAUUCCACAGCAAUCCGAGUCUCAAAAUUGGUUUUCCUCCUUCCAGCACUAAUUUUAAGUCUCCGUGGCAACAAUAUCCCACCAGAUCAUGAUAUAAAUAUAUGUAUUUUAAGAAUAAAAAAGUAUUUUAGGCAGGUUUAUAUUUUAGAGAGAUACAUUGUAAUGAUAACCCUGGUAUAUGUGAAUGGAAAAAAAGACAAAACAAAAACAAGAUUUUUUUUUGCAGUGUACGAAGUACCACAUCAAAAAUAUAUAUUAUAAUUGCUUCUUUUUCAGUACAUUUUGUAAUUUAGAUAGUUGUAUUAAAAAAUUGCUGAUGGAUUUAAAAAAAAAAAAAAUGUCUAGCAGGUUUACAGAAUUAUGUAUCUUGCAUCUUAUUGAACAAAAUGGAUGAAGUAUUAGCUUUUCCUGUUCCUUGUUUUUCCAUGUGAGUCAAAGGAGAUGAAUAAGAUGGGAUUUUACCUGCAUAUACUAGACUAAUAGUGGCAUAAUUCAGUAGAAUGGACUAGUCUUUAAUCUUUAGAGCAUGAACUAGAUGCCCAUAAUGUGAUCCAGGUUUCAGUUUGCGUUUUUUUGUUCUCAGUAUUCGAACAGACCUGACUCAUGCUGUCUAUUUGUGUGUUUGGUUGUACAGUUUUUAACCUCCACGAUCAUAUACACCGUCGCACUGAAAUGUCUGAAACCGCAAUUCCAGUUGCUGUAGGUUCAGUUUAAUAUUACUAAAACAGGAAUUUUGAGGGGUUUUGUCAUACAAGCUCUUACAAGUUGCCAUUUCCCAGCAAGUGGACUGCACAAGUUCUUACCAAAUAAUAAUUCAUUACCAAUGGCCAUGUGAGGAAGAGUUGUGUGCAAAGAAACAGAUGAUGAUCAACGUACCAGCAGUGAAAGCAGUGCCUCAUACAAACAGAUGUAUCUCUCUCUCUCUCUCUCUCUCUCUCUCUCUUCACCUCAUCCCUUUGGCUAAAUCUAUUCUGUGUCCACAUCUGUGUUUAUAGUGAAUGUGAAUAUCUCACAAGCAGGAAAGACCAUAGAAAGGUAAAAGGCCACAUCGCAAAACUAAGACAAAACAAUAUUAUGCUGCUCUUAUGCUGUGGUUGCCAGCAACCAUAGACCACUCUGGAAACAUUUUAAACUGCAAAUGAUCUUUUAGCAGAAAACAUGCACAGUACACGUGAACUGUUUGUCCGUUUUCUCUGUUCUUCAGCUGCUUUGAUUCGAAUGAACAUUUAAUGAAAAGGGUCUGAAAAGAGACACAAAGAAGUCACCAGCCUGGUCUUUGACAUUCAAAGCAUGGGACAUUUGAUUGGGAUAUUGCCUAGUCGUUUUGUCAUUAUAUUAUUUUCUGUUUGUUGAAACAGGACCUCAAAACAACACAACGCAUCACCUCAUUUAUUUUUAUUUUUUUUUCAUACCAAAAACCUGGGGAGAAGAAACUUCUUUUUGCACAAUUGCUAACUAAAGAAUGAUCGAGUUAGUGUUGCUUAUACUGUAAGAGUGUUUUUGUUAGAAAUAAUUGUUUCAUAAGAAAGCCAAAAACAUCCUGCUCUGUUAGUGGGCUGAUAUUGAUCAUCAUGGUCAUUUAAAAUGAAUUUGACAAUUUAAAAAAAUUUAAUUUAGCGUAUUCUCCUAGUUUGGCUUAAAGCUAUCAAAACAUGUAAUUUAUCAUUUAUUUCUAAGAAAUAGGAAGAUGUGUGUUUAACAGAAUAAAAGAAUGCUUUUGGCAAUUUUUGAGUUUGUCCUCCCCGGGUUUUCUGUGAGCUGAUCUGAAUUCUAGCACUUUUAAACCUUUAAAAAGAGUAUUUUUCAGCCUUGUAUGUUUGUAUGUUUUUAAUUUUGUAUUUGAUCUUGUAUGUGCCAUUAGUUUGAUGUGUAGAGUUUAUUCAUCUUUAUGUAAUUGUUGUUUUUCUCCUUUCCCAAAAGAGUAACAGUAUUUUAGAUAGAUUGUCACUAAUAUUAACAGCAUUGGCCCUUUUCCCACGCUGUCUUGUCAUACAUUGAGGAAGUCAUUUAAUCUCAAAAUAGAUGUUAGAGUAACGUGCUCAGAAUCGUUCUCGGUGUUUGAAUUCUGAAACUUGAUAAAAUCAUCAUUGCCACAAACAAAAGAAAAACCAUUUCCAGCUCCAUCUAUAACUGAGGUGUUUUCAAUCAGCAUUUCUAAUAGCAAGCUGGCAGGUUCAACUGGUGUGAAAUUGUUCCCAGCUCUCUGCCCCCAGAAAAGCACUUUUGGUUCAAAUGAAGUUUUAUAUAAUAACUGCCUGGAUAGUUGGAGCUCAGCAUCUGAUUUUAGUUUUCAAGAGGUGUUUUUUCUUUUUUUUAACUAGCAAUAUUCUGCAACACAGACAGAUUAACCAAGUUAAAUUGACCUUUUCCUCUCUUGUUGCAAUGCACUUGUCCUUUACUCCCCAAAUACUAACACAAAAAUAUUAAGGGAAAUGAUGAGGUAACCAAGCUAGGGUAAAACAAAACAAUCUGACUUUUAAGAAAAGGAAAAAAUGAUUUGAUAAAAUGCUCUUUCGGCUUAUAGUGAGAAAAUGGGUAUGUCCGCAGAGGAUAAAAUCCACUUGUAGUUUGAUAUAUUUUAGCUUAAUGUAAGUCUUGCAUUCCAAGCUUUUUAUGUAACUUGUUUAGCAAUAUAGUCGUUCUAUUUUUAGUACUUGCUUAUUACCACAACUUCUGGAAAAAAAGUGAAAACAAAAAAAAUGGAAUAUUCAUCCUUACACUAUUUUAUAUAACAUGGAGAAGAUGACUGACAGGACGAAUUGUACAAAAGAAAUGCAUAACGGAGACGAACAGUGUGCUUUUUUUGUUACACAGCUCACCUGCAGUCAGUUGCUGCAUUGUAAAGUUGACAGAUUUGUAUAUUGGUUGAUCCAAAGAGAUGACAUUACAACAAACCUAUUUACUUAUUGUACAGUACAUUGUACCAUUUGACUUGUGUUAUGUUAAAAUGAUUAAAAGACGAACCCACGGUUUCAUAUUUCUGGCGUCCUUUUUUUAAGCGUCUGAUUUCCUGUCUGCAGCAGUGGGAGAGGGUGCGAGAAGAAACGGGCUGGUUAUGGCUGAAAACUGCCAUUCACAUACCAUACAGCCAGAACAGGAAACCACACCACAGCGCACAAAUGAAAAGACAAGAACGGCACAACUCCAAGUAAUAAAAAACUGAGCUAUAGCCAGGCUUAAUUAUAAAGUGGACCUCAAACCUAUACUUUCACAUCUCAAAGAGUUGUUUUAGGCCCAAAAUGCCCACCAACAAUACAUAACGCACCAUCAUUUCUCAUGUGAAAAUGACUUAAAUCUGGAGGAAUUUGAGGUUUUAGAGUCUUGUCUUGUAUUCCAAGAACAGGCAAGGCUCUGACUUUUCACUCUUCUGAGAAACGCUCCCAAAACGGCCGAAUUGGAGAAAACGCUCAAUGCGUAACGUGCCGAGCGAACGAUGUUCUCAACAAAACCUGGACGGUGUUUUAAAUGUCAACAUAUUGGCACCUUUAUUAUUUUAUACAUUAGAAAUGGACAUUCUCAAAAGAGGAAGGGAAAGUAAAAUUCUAAAAAAAAAAAAAAAAACACGAACAUGCUUUUGCCUAAAACAAAGACAUAAUGGGACAAACAGCUCCACAAAUAAAACCCUAAAAUGCAACAAUAUAAAGUACUGUAUGUACACCAUAAACAUACACAGACCCAUCGACUCAACGCAACAGGCAGAAUAAAAUACAUCUGUAGAAAAUAUAUUCUGUAGAUCCUGCAUUUAUUCAUAAAGUCACCAGUGAGUAUGACAGGAAAUACAGACGUAGAUUUUGCUAUAGUGUUUUAAACUACUGAAUCCUGCAUCUGCUUCACUUAAGGGCACAAGAGUCAGAAUUAGGAUCCAAAUAUUGUAUCUUGUGUUUUGAGAGAGCUAAAAAUGAUAACCAUUUUAAGUUCAAAUCUAAAAAGUACCAUGGAUGUAAGCAAAUAUACCGCUACCUGCUGGGCACUGCACAAAUUUGUGUUGAUACCCUUGAAUUUUGAGGUAAAUCCAACAAGACGCAUCUGAUUUUGGCUACAGCAAUAGUCAAUAUAUGGCAGAAAUAUAUAGUUUUACAGAAAAAUGG
Messenger RNA from Onychostoma macrolepis, 7690 nucleotides. It is a transcript of the gene plagl2, whose product is annotated as pleiomorphic adenoma gene-like 2. The coding region runs from base 741 to 2528 and encodes 595 amino acids. The transcript has 4 exons. Gene Ontology annotation, biological process: regulation of transcription by RNA polymerase II. The record is from RefSeq and is a predicted model, not a curated record. NCBI's taxonomy places the organism in Eukaryota, Metazoa, Chordata, Actinopteri, Cypriniformes, Cyprinidae. Gene Ontology annotation, molecular function: DNA-binding transcription factor activity; RNA polymerase II cis-regulatory region sequence-specific DNA binding.